Molecule: messenger RNA, 1179 nt
Organism: Pseudozyma hubeiensis SY62
Lineage: Eukaryota; Fungi; Basidiomycota; Ustilaginomycetes; Ustilaginales; Ustilaginaceae
Exons: 2
Coding region: 1-1179 (392 amino acids)
Source: RefSeq, a predicted model, not a curated record
AUGGCCGAUACGGAGCAAGACUACGAGGCGAUCCGGCAGGAAAACAUCCGCAAGAAUGCAGAGCUCAUGCUCAGUCUCGGUCUGAACCCCACCACGACACGCCUUCGACCGCCUUCUCCGGAGAGGAAGCCGUCUACGUCUAAACGCCGAACCAGCCGAUCGGUAACUCCAGACGAAGCGGGCGAAGCUCGCAAAUCAUCACGCAUCGCGUCGGGAAGUCGGCCUAGCUCGUAUCGCGAGAGGGACUUGCAUCCUUCGAUAUCAAGGCCGAAGGAGAAGAAGGAGAGGAUAGUGCGACAAGGUACGCGACGCAGCAGCCGAGCAGCAACCUCUUCUCGAACAAAGUACACCGACUGGGACUCGGACGAAGGGAACGACUCGGACGCAUACGUGCCGCGAUGGCGCGGCGGUAGCGUUUCUGGUCGCAACGACGACGGUCUCGACGACGACGACAGCGACGGGCCAAACAGUAGCCGCGGAUCACGCACCUUUGACCUGUCGGGUCGACCUAUCCUGCAGAAGCUCUCGAAUCCAGCUGCACCGCCGCUACCUACAAAAGGAGGCGACGAGAUCUACGAGACCGAGAUGCCACUGCCGUCUCGUGAGCAUAUCGUCGACGGAAGAGGUCGAGGAGCACUGGUCUUCGAGGAGGAGUACUCGCAGUUCCGUCCCAAUGUCACGCCAGACGAGAUGCUUCGCGAAGGCGCCUUUGGGGGAACAGCUUUCCGCGAUUACCACUCAAGAGUGCUGGGAAGGUCCAUCGACGUGGAAGCCGAGCUCGCCGAGCUUCCCGAGCACUGGCUCGAAGAUCUCGACGUGGACGACAUGCUCAGGCGCGAUCAGCUCGAGCCCUCUGUCAACAAGUUCAAGGUGAAAGCGGGCCAGUCGCUGGAAGACUGGGAGAAGGCUGGUUGGAUCCGUCCGCUCGACCCGCGCGGCUGGUUCCAGUGGUAUUACCGCUUCUUUCUCGGUCGAAGAUCGGCAGAUGACGCACGUCAGAUUGGACGAUGGCUCAAAGCGUGUGGGCCGGGAGGACGAUUCAGAAAGUCGCUGGCGGUGAAUGUGGCCUCCAAGGGUGGAGGUAGGUGGGACGAUCCGAAAGUAAAUCCGGUGGUUAGGCAGACGCUGUGGCAGUGGGGCUACGAGCUGACCGAGUCGGACUACAAAGCCUAUCUCUAG